Messenger RNA from Girardinichthys multiradiatus, 7748 nucleotides. Its product is annotated as diacylglycerol kinase delta. Bases 468 to 3740 code for a protein of 1090 amino acids. The record is from RefSeq and is a predicted model, not a curated record. The transcript is spliced from 31 exons. Gene Ontology annotation, molecular function: ATP-dependent diacylglycerol kinase activity. Gene Ontology annotation, biological process: diacylglycerol metabolic process; lipid phosphorylation; intracellular signal transduction. Lineage: Eukaryota; Metazoa; Chordata; Actinopteri; Cyprinodontiformes; Goodeidae.
CGUUCCGAGGCGACUCAACACGGCCGCUUUCACAUUUCUCUCUCUCUUUCUCUUUCUAUCCCCCGCCUCCCUCCGUCCCUGCUUCUCUCCCUCCUCUUCCUACCUGACUCAGAGCCGCUCCGACGCUAUGCGUAUGACCGCGUCUCUCUCUGCAACGCGAGCACCACCGGAGAGAGCCGCACGCUCCUGCUGACCGCGAGCCGCGAGCACUACACGAACGCCGGCUGACGAGGCACCCUGGCCGGCAACGGGAGCAGGGGAGACACCGCCGCUCCAGUGUUGUCUGAAGAGUUGGACCUGGAUAGAGCUCUGCUAAAGGACAACGUGAAGCCUGCUGUCCUAAGUUUUCACCUCACCUCACCAAGCUCCCUUUUCCCCACUCCCUCUUUCUCCUAUUUUAUCUAGAACUUCUCACAGCUGUCUACUUCUUCCUUUCCUCUUACCUGUUCUCCUUCUACAAACUGGCCAUGGCAUCCAAACUGAAUCCCAAUAUCCUGUAUGUGGCGGGGCCCGGAGAGUCCUUGGGAUCACCACAAGCUGAUUCUGAAAGGACUCAUAUUACCGGAGAAGCCGGAGAAGAGUCAUCAGACAGCGAGGGAGAGCAAGAGGAGACGUCACACAAGUUGAUUCGCAAAGUAUCAACCUCCGGACAGAUAAGGGCCAAGAAAAGUGUGAAGGAGGGAAUCCUGCUAAAACAGACCAGCUCCUUCCAAAGAUGGAAGAGGAGGUACUUCAAACUCAGAGGGAGGACUCUCUACUACGCCAAAGACUGCAAGUCUCUGAUUUUUGAUGAAGUGGACCUAUCAGAUGCCAGCGUGGCUGAGACGAGCACCAAGAAUAUCAACAACAGCUUCACAGUGAUCACCCCAUUUCGUAAAUUAAUGCUGUGUGCUGAAAGCAGGAAGGAAAUGGAGGACUGGAUCACAGCCCUUAAAUCCGUUCAAAAAUGGGAAACCUAUGAAGCCAGUCAGUUUAACAUGGAGCAUUUCUCUGGGAUGCACAACUGGUACGCCUGCUCGCAUGCCAGACCGACCUUCUGCAACGUCUGCAGGGAAGCCCUGCCAGGAGUCACCUCCCACGGCCUGUCCUGUGAAGUUUGCAAGUUCAAGGCUCAUAAGCGCUGUGCUGUUCGCUCUACCAAUAACUGCAAGUGGACCACGCUGGCUUCUAUAGGAAAUGAGAUUAUUGAGGAUGAGGACGGGGUGUCCAUGCCACACCAGUGGCUGGAAGGCAACCUGCCAGUUAGUGCCAAGUGCGUGGUGUGUGACAAGAACUGUGGGAGUGUGCGGCGGCUGCAGGACUGGCGCUGUCUCUGGUGCAAGGCCAUCGUGCAUAACAGCUGUAAAGAACAAAUGGGGAAGGUGUGUCCCCUGGGUCAAUGUCGAGUCUCAAUCAUCCCACCCACUGCACUUAACAGCAUCGACUCAGAUGGUUUCUGGAAGGCCACUUCUGGAUCAUGUGCUAGCCCUCUCCUAGUCCUUGUGAACUCCAAGAGCGGGGACAACCAGGGGGUCAAAUUCCUCCGCAAGUUCAAGCAGCUUCUGAACCCAGCUCAAGUCUUUGACCUGAUGAAUGGAGGACCAGAGCUUGGGCUGCGGCUCUUCCAGAAGUUUGUAACGUUUCGUAUUCUGGUGUGCGGGGGAGACGGCAGCGUAGGCUGGGUGCUCUCGGAGCUUGACAAGCUUAACCUUCAUAAACAGUGUCAGCUCGGAGUUCUGCCCCUGGGAACAGGAAACGACCUGGCUCGUGUUUUGGGCUGGGGAGGCCUAUGUGACGAUGACGCUCAGCUGCUGCAGAUCCUGGAGAAGCUGGAGAGAGCCACCACCAAAAUGCUGGACCGAUGGAGCGUGAUGACAUACGAGCUGCCCCCCACCAAUAAACAAAUGCCGACAGUGAAGGAAGACUACAGCCACGACUCUCCUCUGCAGGUCCACAUCACUCAGUAUGCAGACUCUGUGGCCUGCCACCUGGCCAAGAUCCUGGACUCGGACAAGCACAGCGACGUCAUCUCCUCUGCCAAGUUUCUGUGUGGGACGGUGAACGAUUUUGUUGCAGAGGUGGGGAAGGCGUACGAGAGAGCCACAGAGAACAAGGAGGAGGCAGAUGCCAUGGCAAAGAAGUGUGCACUGCUGAAUGACAAACUGGAUUCGCUGGUAAAGGCCUUAAGCGAGGAAGCAGAAGCUCAGGUGGUGCCGGCAGGUUCAGCACCAAGCCAGGAGAGCGGUAGCUCAAGCCCUGGUGAAAGUGGUGGAGAGUCGGGUUCAGAAGGCAAAACAUAUCGUUCCAAAGAGCAGCUGAUGCUGAGAGCCAACAGCCUGAAGAAAGCCCUGAGGCAAAUCAUCGAGCAGGCUGAGAAAGUGGUGGAUGAGCAGAACAGACACACGCAGGUCCAGAGGAUGCCAUCUUCAUCCUCCAUCAAGAGGGAGAACAGUGAGGAGCUGAAGGAUGCUGAGCCACGAGGUCUGAGUCCCACCUCACCCAUUGUCCUGGAGAAACCAGAAAGCCCCACCCCUGUCACCUUCAGCGAAGACUCUGUCCUAUGCACUGAGAAGUGUGUGAUGAAUAACUACUUUGGCAUCGGACUGGACGCCAAAAUUUCUCUCGAGUUCAACAACAAGAGAGACGAGCAUCCCAAAAAAUGCAGUAGUCGCACAAAAAACAUGAUGUGGUACGGAGUCCUUGGGACCAAAGAGCUGGUCCAGAAGACUUACAAAAACCUGGAGCAGAGAGUCCAGUUGGAGUGUGACGGCGUUCCCAUCUCCCUGCCGAGUCUACAGGGUCUGGCAGUUCUCAACAUUCCCAGCUACGCAGGAGGAAUCAACUUCUGGGGAGGCACCAAAGAGGACAAUAACUUUGGAGCUCCAUCAUUCGAUGAUAAGAAGCUGGAGGUGGUGGCAGUGUUUGGGAGCAUGCAGAUGGCUGUGUCCAGAGUCAUCAACCUGCAGCACCACCGCAUUGCUCAGUGCCGGCAGGUAAAGAUCACCAUCCUGGGGGAUGAGGGAGUUCCUGUGCAGGUGGACGGAGAAGCCUGGAUCCAGCCGCCUGGCAUCGUCAAGAUUGUGCACAGAAACCGUGCUCAGAUGCUCACUAGAGACAGGGCGUUUGAGAGCACGCUCAAGUCGUGGGAGGACAAGAGGAAGAUUGACAGCUACCGUGACGCCAGGCCCCGCCUCAACUCCCAGCAGUCCAUGGAGUACCUCACGGAGGAGGAAUGCGCUCAGGUGCAGCAGCUGGGCAUCGUGGCCGAUACCCUCAUAAAUAAGAUCCAAGAGGCAGCUAAGACCCACAAGCUGGUGGAGCAGGAGCUGGCUCAUGCUGUGAACGCCACAGCCCUGGUUCUCACCGAGGCCAAAGUGUCGAGCAACGAGUGUCUGAGUCGCAGCACGGCAGUGGAAAUUGUCAAUAGCAGUAAAGUCCUCCAGGCCGAGACCAGGAUGCUGCUCAAUGGAAAACUAUUGUCGGAUUUUCCAGAGGAAGAAGAACUCCGUUUGACUCUGAACAAUCUCAGUGCUGAGCUCCACAAGCUGGAUGACAUCCAUUGGAUCUGUCCGCUCAUGCAGUGCUCCGAGGAGGACUCGGUGAGGAGCAACAGUAAAAGCAGCAGCAGUAUGAAGCUGAAGAUUAUACCCAAAACAAAGAAGGAGAAAGAGAAGCUCCACAAACAGAAGUCCAACAGUUCGCUCUCAGGAACAUGGGAUAUUAAAGGUGGGGCAACUGAGGCAGAUUCCUCAGGCAACUGAAACUGCUCUGUUACCCUUUAUGACAGGAGAGGGCAUGACCUCGUCCCAUCCUCCUCUCUAAUCAUGAUGCCCUGUGGCUUCCCAGAGGUGUCACAAACCUUUCCUACGUUUAAGCAUUUUGCUCUGUUUUACUUCUUUGUCAUUUGUAUUUUUUUUGCAGACCAGUAUGUUUUGUUUUCAGUUGUGUUUUUUAAAAAAGGGUUGUCUUUGCGUGGCAUUGCUUUAAUGCUACUAUUCUGCUUUUAUUUCUGUGAGUGCAGCCAGUAGAAAGUCAAAGAGGAAAACCAUGCUGGUUGUGGAAAAACAAGGACAUGCAUUUACAUGGUGCUCACCUUGCAUGUCGGGUAUAAACCUUAGUUUUUAUUGUAAGUUGUUACAAUCUGAAUUUUUUUUCUUUCUCUUAAUAUGUUGAACUUCUGAAUAGCCUUUGGACUGCAUAUUUAUUUGUUGUUGCUACUGCCAUGAGAACUCCAACGGCAACAAAAUGAACAAACUGAGAUGUCUCAGCUUUAUUGUCUACUGAACUGGAAAAUAUCUUUAAUGUUGCAAAAAAUAUACUGAGGAAUGUACUUGUGUGAACUUUUAAUAACCUGUGAAUUGCGAUGCUUUUCAUUUUGAUUUCACAGCGGUUCUAUUGUUGUUGUUCUAAAGUGGUUCUUCAGUGGACUUGUGUGGUCCUAGGCUUUUGCAGUUACACUGCAAAAAUAACCUUUACCGUGAGUCAUUUGAUCGAGAGCGCAGCCAUGUGAAGCGGUCCGACUGCGGGAUUUAAAAGUACAUCAUUCAGUUUCAUCAUGUGACUUAUGUGGGAGUGAAAUCUCACCCUGCUGUGUGUGUUUUACACUUGAAUUCAGAACCGUGUUGAGGAAUAGUACCAGAUGAAAUGACUCAGUAAGACUAUCAUCUUUGCCAUUAUCUGGUGAAGGUGUUUACAGAAGGAGGAAGCAUCAAGGACACUUUGAUUAAACAAUGCAGCUUCUUAAUGUGUUGCUCUUACUUUCUCAUACUACGAUUGUAUAUGAAAUAUAGGAAUAAGGACUAAUAUCUAUUUGAGUUUGCCUUGUCUGUGGUUUAAAAAUAUUAUUAUUAUUACAGAUAUAUAUCUAUUUUGGUAAUCUGUGAAGCUGUCCUGGCUUUGCUGCUUCCCCCUUUGAGAAGCUCCUGGGCAAUCAUACAUAUAGAUGCUGUUCUGUAUCCCUGCAUGCAUGCCAAGCCUUUCUUUGCCUCACAAUGGAAAUUGCCUCAAAGUAGUGGAUUUUAGCUUCUUUGUUGGGUCCAGCAACAUUGGUGAACACCAUACUGGUUCUACAUCGCCUACAGAAAUUGUGUGAAAAAUAUCAUGUAUUGAACACCAUGUUAGUCCAAGCAGAAUAUUACAUUUUUAAGCAUUAUUUGUGCUUGUAUUGACCAGAGCAUGGUUACUAUUUGGCUAAGAUGACUAAAUCUAGAGCCAUAGACUCUUGAGUAAAAACACCACAGUUUCACAGUAUCAAAGUAUUGACAUUAUAAUUUAAAACAAUAGUAUAUAACAUGAUCUAAUUGCUUUUUUAAAAACAGAAAGCUAUUGCUACUAAAUUAAUAUACCAUAUUGAUUAUUACACUUAUAAUAUUAAUGUCAAUGACGUUUUCUCAUUUGAUUUUGAAAUGUUGACUUUAACUAAAAUAUAAAGAUUUCCUAAAUUUACUUGGAAGUUUUUAAGUCCUUGUUGGACUAAAAAUUAUAUUGUUCUUCUAUUCCUCUAAUCACGAGCAUAAGAAGUUAAUGUUAUUUGAAUAGUCGGGCUAUUUGCUAGGGUCUUUAACCUGCAUCUGGCUGCUUAACAGACACGCCACCAAUAGCUUACCUGUUGUAGUUUUCAAACGACAUACCCUUGACAUGAUUGAUGGGUGGUAUGCUAUAGUUUCCCCUCCAUGGCUGUACAUGUUUUUGCAACAGGAAAUACUUCUUGGAAGCGAAAGAAAAAUAAAACACUGGCAGUGAACAGCAACAUGCGGAGGUGAGGCAGCUCUACGUCAAGGCCUUAACAUACAUGACAGUGUUCCUGUAUGCGAGUUGAUUGGAUGUUGCCAACACAGAUGUGCUCAUAUUAUUUGACGCUGAUUUUCUCAGAGUGCUAGCGGGCCCUAGUGCGCAAGUACAGAUGACAAAGGUCAUGUUAUAUAGGCUUUGAUGUUGAGCAUAAAGUAGAACAGACUAGGCGGCAUGUAUUAGGUCUUAGACCAGACUCCAUAGUCACAAAUAUCUCCAGUUAUUUCAUUAAAAUGGACUUGAAACCGAUAUGAUGGAGAACUUCUGUGGUUUUAAAACCAUGACUUUUAAAACCUUAGUAAACCUUGGUUCCGGCAACCGGACCAUGCCUAACAUCUUGUAAAAUAAACAGAAAUGCACUCAAAUGUUUUUUUUUUAUUUUUGUUUUUAAUGUUUUGUUGAAAUGUGAAUGAAAACCAGGGCAAAAAGUUAUUAUUUUGCAAACUUUGGUUGCAGUUAAACGUGAUGAAAAUGUCCACAAACAGAGGGGUAAAAUUAUUGUGAAGUUAAACAAACAACUUACCAAAACAAAAUGCAUAUAUACUUGUUUAAAGGAGUAAACAAAGUAAACAUAAACAUUUUAGCUGUCAUGAUGUACUGAGAAAUUUAAAGGCUAAAUAUAAUUCUCUAAUAUAAAAACCCAAAUAACAGCAUUCAAUUAUAAACUAGCUGAAAAAUUAGCAAGGCACCACACAAUAUUUUGUAGUUAAGUUUAGACUGAUUUUUUGUGUUUUAAAAAAUCACAUUCAUUGCUAUUAGCUAUUAUGCUAAUAACAUUUCCUACUAAUGGAAAAAGAAUGCGACUAUGAUUUUGGUUAUAUCUUCAGAUUUAUCAGGAUAAACCCCUGAUGGGAUGUAGUCACUGUGAGGCGCUAUAGAUGUUCAGCUGUCGUAGGAUUGUGCUACUGUAUCCAUAGUGUGCCAGCUACACGCUCAAAACCUUAGAGGCUUUAGUGGUUGUUGUGCCAAGUCUGUACGUUGGGUUUAAGAUUUAGAGAAGUGUGUGCGUGUGUGUGUGUGUGUGUGUGUGCAAGCUUUAGACGCGCUUCAGAUGCGAAAGUUGUUGCGUGUCGUACAUUUCAAAGUUUACUGUAUCUUGCCUUGCACUUUACAAUGAAGCAAACUUAAUAGGAAAAAAAGAACAUUUGCAUAUGUGCGUGUGUGUGUUGGGAUUUUGAGUGUUUACGUGCAUUUUUGUAAAUUGAUUUGAUGAAAAGAUAUUUUAUUUAUGAUAUUGUAUAUGGAUAAAAAUGUGCUGGUAAAAUGUAAUAUCUAACCAAUCAUAAAACGUAUAUAAAUACAGAUGUAAAAACAAAGGUUUAUUACAUUGGUGGUUUUCAACAUACAUGUGAUGAUGUCCUUGAACCUAUCGCAGUGUAAAAGAUGUGUAAAACUGUAAUUAUUCUGAAAAUCUUAAGUCAACAUAUUGAAACUGUCCAGUGUUAUUUAUGGAUUACAAAUGACUCGUUUACACACCCGCGGUGUUCAGCCGGUGUCGAGCCAAUCUUUGAGUGCUUUUUCUGUCACUUUCUGUUCGAUUAUAAUAUGCUGUACUAAAGAUGACAAAGAUGUUGAGAUAUGUAAGCCAUUUUUUAACGAUCAUUUAAUUGACUGUCUUUUAGAUUUCUUUCUUGAAAGAAUAUUUGUCCUUUUUUUUUUUUUUCUAUAUUUUGUGUAAUUAGUUUUUUUGAAAUGCAAAAUAGUUUUGGACCGAAACUCUUCCAAGCGCUUACCCGGAGCUGGAGUUGCGCCAAAAAUGCCAGCGGAGGAAUUUAAAGAUUCGAUAUGUUUUGCAAUGUUUGUGCAACAGGAUUGGACAGCCGACAUUGAACAGAGACUGUGCACAGCGCGCGAAGCCAGACUCGAUGUUGCACGACCUUGUACAUUGCGAGGUGUUUUUCCAUGUUCUUAUGUGCAGUGUAUAACAAGGCAAAGUCAGUGCAACCCUCUGGAGAUUAAAUGAAUUAUUGAAGUGUGAA